Messenger RNA from Trematomus bernacchii (emerald rockcod), 1911 nucleotides. Its product is annotated as seipin-like. Gene Ontology annotation, biological process: lipid droplet organization; lipid storage. The coding region runs from base 80 to 1039 and encodes 319 amino acids. The record is from RefSeq and is a predicted model, not a curated record. Gene Ontology annotation, cellular component: endoplasmic reticulum membrane. Lineage: Eukaryota; Metazoa; Chordata; Actinopteri; Perciformes; Nototheniidae. The transcript has 10 exons.
ACAGGGUCAAGCUGUGGAUAAAGGCGCUUCAGGGGAAAGAGAAGUGAUUUCCUAACACUCACAGUUGGCCAGAGAUUUCAUGGGUAAAAAGAGUGAUAUGCGUUCAGGAGAUGGAGAACCUUCAGCUCAAAUGUUUGGGGCGCUGCUGGGGCUCCAGGAUGCUGUCGUCACGUGGAUGUCACGCGCCCGUCAGAGGGUUAUUCAGGGCUUAACUGUGUUCUCCAUUGUCUUUCUGCUUCUCUGGAUUUCAGCCUUUUUAUAUGGCAGCUUCUACUACUCUUACAUGCCAUUGGCGGCCUUUUCCACACCUGUGCACUAUCACUACAGGACGGACUGUGAAUCUCCUGUCUCUUUUCUAUGCUCUUAUCCAAUGGCAAACAUCUCUCUGAUGAGGAAUAAGAAACAUGUGCUGACAUUUGGCCAGGCCUAUGAGAUGUCUCUGCAGCUGGACAUGCCUGAUUCUCCAGCCAAUCAGGAGUUGGGGAUGUUAAUGAUCAAGACAACCUGUUUCUCUGGGAAAGGAGGGCAGGUUGCCUCCUCUGCUCGCUCUGCAAGACAACUGCUGUCCGCCUCCAGCUCUCGCUUUGGCAUGUUCCGGUACCGCUCAGAGCUGCUGAGGUCUCUGGGCACGCUGCUGUUCCUCCCGGCCUUUCUGACCGGAGUCUCUGAGCAGAAACAAGUGCUGGAGGUGGAGCUCUUCUCAGACUACACGGACGACCCAUAUCUCCCAUCGGUCACGGCCGUCAUUGAGAUCCUCUCCAGCAAAGUGCAGAUCUACUCAUCCCAGCUCAACGUACAUGCCCACUUCACUGGUAUAAGAUAUUUCUUGUUCAAAUUCCCUCUCCUCUCAGCCCUGGUGGGCGUGUCCAGUAACUUUGUCUUCCUCAGUCUCUUCUUCGUCUUCAGCUAUGUGAAGCUGCUGUUGAAUGAGGAUUGGGCACCAGUGCAGCUCAGAACAGAUGGCGGUCGGAACAUCAACCAAGAGGAUCACAGCAAUGCUGCUGGAGGUACAGCAGAGCUGGUGGGUCCACGAAUGUGACCGGAGAGAGGCCCCAUCUGCACUGUUGCAACAACCCAGAGCUGCAGAACAGACAGGUUCAACCUCAGAUUUAAAUACGAUUCGGAGGCCUUUCAAGGAUAAUGAGAACAAGAUGUAAUGGUGAAUACUUGAGACGGCUGGAAAUGACUCAGAAAGCACCCACAGACUUCUGAAGCUCUGUGUUUGUCUGAAGCUCUGUGUUUGUCUCACACUCUUUCAGCACUGUUUCAAGUCUCUCAAUGUUGCUUUGUUAAUACUCUGCACCUCAAACUUUGGAUUAGUAGUUCAAUCAAAAAACUGUUCAACAAUAUUCAAUAAUUCGAUAAGAUAUUAGAAAGUAAAUAGGUGUAAUGAUACAUACAGACAAAAUCAUGAAAUUGUGAUUAUAACCCUGAAUUGUUAUUUCUAUGGAAAUACUAUAUUCCCUUUAGCUGCAGCUGUAUGAAAUGCAAGAUUGUAAAGCUGUUUCAUUUUUAAUGUAAAGACAUGCCGGCUAACAUAUUUCUCUAAGUUCUUAAAACCAGCUCACUGUCUUUUCCAACUGAUAAGUAGUCCACCUCACAAAUACUGUGAAGUUGAGUUAUUUCAAUAAGGUUUGUGUGAAAAGGAUCUUGCUUAACUGAAUGACAACUAUGACGACAAUCCACAUGUUCACAAUAGAAAUAUUAGAGUGAUAAAAGUAGAUGAUGUUAAAUGUUUUAAAACUUCUUAAAACCUGUUUUUUGUUACUUGAUCAAAAUGCACAAAGAUAUCAAACCUGUUUUUGCCUCUUUCUACUUCAAAAAAUAUAUGAACACAGAUUUAGUUAUUUGAGUUAUUAAGUAAUGGCUGAAAAUUAUUUCUUAAGUCUACAUUCUGUUAAACUGUUGCAA